Molecule: messenger RNA, 3214 nt
Organism: Rosa chinensis
Lineage: Eukaryota; Viridiplantae; Streptophyta; Magnoliopsida; Rosales; Rosaceae
Product: pentatricopeptide repeat-containing protein At1g11290, chloroplastic
Exons: 1
Coding region: 396-2873 (825 amino acids)
Biological process (GO): RNA modification
Molecular function (GO): RNA binding; zinc ion binding; protein binding
Source: RefSeq, a predicted model, not a curated record
UGCAGAUGAAGUCUAGCAAAAAUAACUGUCAUGUUAGCCUUUAAAUUCAAUUUUAACACACCUUAUUUGAGUAUUUGACAUAUCUCCAUUGGGAGAUAAUCCCUCAACGACCACACACGCAUUUUGGGAUAAUCUAAGGUGUCCCUCAAAUGCAUUUAUACUCCAAAUUUUAGCGUGUUUCGUCACCGCUAUCAGAGACAAUCGAACACAAGACCUCCCGCACAAACCCUCUUAAGCCUCGAGGCCUUGCCAUCCCGACACCUCUAAAUAAUCUGUGAUUUUGAUUUUGGCACUUGCACAUUACCCACCUCCAUUCACCUGAUUCUUAUCCAAUCCAAAACAUAUAAAUUACCAAAACUCAUGAAACGCAGAGACAAGCCAUACACAGAGAGGAGAUGAGCUCACAGCUCUUGCCAGUCACACCUCUGCUCUCCAUAACCAACACCAAAACACCAUCAUCACCACCACCCCCAAUAUCAACUAGACUUCCAAUACCAACAUCAACAUUUCACCAGCUUUCCCAAAGAAGCCACAUUCCUUCUCAUGUCUACAAGCACCCUACAGCCAUACUCCUCGAGCUCUGCACUUCCAUGAGAGAGCUCCACCAAAUCUUCCCCCUCAUAAUCAAGAACGGUCUCUAUAACGAGCACUACUUCCAGACCAAGCUCGUCAGCCUCUUCUGCAAAUACGGCAGUCCAAUUGAAGCCCACCGGGUUUUCGACGCCGUCGGGGACAAACUCGACGUUUUCUAUCACACUCUGCUUAAAGGGUAUGCCAAGAACUCCUCUUUAGGGGAGGCCAUUUCCUUCUUUUGCCGGUUGAAGCAUGAUGGGGUUGCCCCUGUUGUGUAUAACUUUACUUACUUGCUCAAGGCUUGUGGCGAUAAUGCUGACCUGAGGAGGGGGAAGGAGAUUCAUGGCUCUCUGAUUACCAAUGGCUUUGCUACUAAUCUGUUUGCGAUGACCGGAGUUGUGAAUUUGUAUGCUAAGUGUAGGCAGAUUGAUGAUGCAUAUAAGAUGUUCGAUAGAAUGCCUGAGAGGGACUUGGUUUCUUGGAACACUAUUGUUGCUGCUUAUGCGCAAAAUGGGUUCGCCAGGAGAGCUUUGGAGUUGGUUAUAAGGAUGCAGGAGGAAGGCCAGAGGCCCGAUUCCAUCACAUUGGUCACUGCAUUGCCUGCUGUUGCAGAUUUUGGGUCCUUGGUGAUUGGAAAGUCGAUUCAUGCCUAUGUUAUAAGAGCCAGUUUUGAGUCACUUGUGAACAUUUCUACCGCUCUUCUAGACAUGUAUUCGAAAUGUGGAUCUGUGGCCACUGCUCGGUCGAUUUUCAACAGGAUGAAUCACAAGACUGUUGUUUCCUGGAAUUCCAUGAUAGAUGGGUAUGCACAAAAUGAAGAUCCUGAGGAAGCAAUGGCGAUUUUCCAGAAGAUGCUGGAUGAAGGCUUUGAACCAACCAAUGUUACUAUUAUGGAAGCUUUACAUGCUUGUGCUGAUUUGGGAGAUCUUGAGCGGGGAAAGUUUGUGCAUAAAUUAUUGGAUCAACUGAACCUCGGAUAUGAUGUCUCGGUUGUGAAUUCUUUGAUAUCCAUGUAUUCCAAGUGUAAGAGAGUUGAUAUUGCUGCAAAAUUGUUUAGAGGCUUAAAGGGUAAGACCAUCGUCUCAUGGAAUGCCAUGAUAUUAGGUUUUGCACAGAAUGGUCGCGUCAGCGAGGCUUUAAGUCACUUCUGUGAGAUGCAAUCUCAAAAUAUAAAGCCAGAUUCGUUUACAAUGGUGAGUGUAAUUCCAGCUCUUGCAGAGUUAUCAGUUACACGUCAGGCUAAGUGGAUUCAUGGACUUGUUGUAAGAAAAUGUUUUGACAAAAACGUUUUUGUGAUGACUGCUCUUGUUGAUAUGUACGCGAAAUGUGGAGCUGUCCACACUGCAAGAAAACUUUUUGACAUGAUGGAUGACCGGCAUGUGACAACAUGGAAUAGUAUGAUCGAUGGAUAUGGAACAAAUGGGCUUGGAAAGGCUGCUGUGGAACUGUUCAAUGAAAUGAAAAAGGGAAUAAUAAAGCCAAAUGAUAUAACAUUUCUAUGUGUGAUAUCUGCUUGCUCUCAUUCAGGUUUGGUGGAAGACGGUCUUCAAUUCUUUGAAAGCAUGAAGGAUGACUAUGGCUUGGAGCCUGCAAUGGAUCACUACGGUGCGAUGGUUGAUCUUCUUGGUCGAGCUGGCCGACUAAAUGAGGCUUGGGAUUUUAUUCAAAAGAUGCCUAUGGAACCUGGCAUUACAGUCUUUGGGGCAAUGUUAGGGGCUUGCAGAAUUCAUAAAAAUGUUGAAUUGGGGGAAAAGGCAGCAGAUAAAAUAUUUGAGUUGAACCCUGUUGAAGGUGGGUACCACGUUUUGCUUGCUAACAUAUAUUCCACAGCUUCAAUGUGGGACAAGGUGGCCAAAGUGCGAACAACAAUGGAGAAGAAAGGGCUCAAGAAAACUCCAGGCUGCAGUUUAGUGGAUUUAAAGAACCAGGUUCACACUUUCUAUUCUGGAAGUACAAGCCAUCCCCAAUCCAAGAGAAUAUAUACUUAUCUGGAGACACUGGGAGAUAAGAUCAAGGCUGCUGGUUAUGUGCCAGACACAAAUUCAAUUCAUGAUGUGGAAGAUGAUGUCAAGGAGCAAUUGCUAAAUAGCCAUAGUGAGAAGCUGGCUAUUGCAUUUGGACUCUUGAAUACUACCCCGGGUACAACAAUACACAUUCGAAAGAACCUACGAGUUUGUGGUGAUUGCCACAACGCAACCAAGUACAUUUCACUAGUAACUGGAAGGGAAAUCAUAGUGCGUGAUAUGCAUCGGUUCCAUCAUUUCAGGAAUGGAACUUGUUCUUGCGGAGAUUAUUGGUGAGUGUGCGUUCACACAAUUUUUAUUCUUGGGAGCUGCAUAUUGGUCGCUGUAGAUUCACAAAUUUAAAGUGUCAUUGAAUCGUGGAAAAGCAAAGCUUUCAAUAAGUGAUGCAGAUUGGAGGUUAAUGUGGCGACAGAUGCAAUUGCUGUAUAAUUACCGUCACAGUUUGUCAGAAUUAAGAUUAUUAGAUUAAGAGAUACUCCAAUUUUGCACUCACUGGAAGAGAAAAGUUUCCUAAUUUUUUGUUCUUACGUACUAGAAUCAUAUCUGAUUUUCCCUUUUUGGGUUACAAACAUAUUCUUUGGAAUUGUAGGGUUCAAUUAAACUUUUGGCAAAUCCAA